Loa loa (African eye worm) is the source of this 366-nucleotide messenger RNA. RefSeq lists its product as hypothetical. The annotation marks the transcript as partial. The transcript is spliced from 3 exons. Lineage: Eukaryota; Metazoa; Nematoda; Chromadorea; Rhabditida; Onchocercidae. The record is from RefSeq and is a predicted model, not a curated record.
AUGCCAGGAGAUAUGGAACCAAUGAGACCGAUGGAACACCUGGCCUACCAGAACCACUUGAUCCAUCAACUCAGAUAUUACAGGAGAGACCAGGAAUUAAACUCUUAUUGGUCCUCCAGGACUACAAAGAAUACCUGGACCAAUGGGACCAAAAAAUCACCAGGACCACCGAGUAUUGGUGAGCAAGGAUUUCUAGGAGUUCCAGGUUGCUGUGAAAGAUUGCAUCCUGUAGAUUCCGAGCGGAUCUCGAAUCAUUGUAUGAAACCAAGCCGCGAAAAUGGUCAAAAAAAAAAAAAACUAGAACCCAUCGAUGUAGCCGAAGAAGCGGGAAAUGAUCAAAGAGGAGAACAGGAAUAUGUAAAGGAG